GAAGGUGAGGUCAGAUCUUUCCUGUGCCGCCAUUUCGGGUUUGGUGAGGUCGGGAUCGGUGGGAAGUGGCCGUGUGCUGCGCGAGUGACGGGCGGCGUCGGUGGGCGCCUAGAGCCGGGUGAAGGCAUACCGGGGAGCGACAACUGAGGGGGGGAGAAGAAAGGCCAUGGCCGGCAACUUCGACUCCGAGGACCGAGCGAGCUGGUACUGGGGGAGGCAGAACCGACAGGAGGCGGUGAACCUGCUGCAGGGUCAGCGGCACGGGGUCUUCCUGGUGCGGGACUCCACCACCAUCCCCGGGGACUACGUGCUGUCCGUCAGCGAGAACUCCAAAGUCUCCCAUUACAUCAUCAACAGCUCUGGAGCAGAGCCAGCUGUACCCGCCCCCUCCCCGUCUGUUCCGCCAGUCAGCAUUGGCCAAACCAGGUUUCGGAUAGGGGAUCAAGAGUUUGAGUCAUUACCUGCUCUACUGGAAUUUUAUAAGAUACAUUAUCUGGACACUACCACUUUAAUAGAACCUAUUUCCAAGUCUAAGCAGUCUGGACUUAUCCAGAAGCAAGAAGAAGCCGAAUAUGUAAGGGCUCUUUUUGACUUUAAUGGCAAUGAUGAUGAAGAUCUUCCAUUUAAGAAAGGAGACAUCCUGAGAAUCCGGGAGAAGCCUGAGGAGCAGUGGUGGAAUGCAGAGGACAGCGACGGAAGACGGGGCAUGAUACCUGUGCCUUAUGUGGAAAAGUACAAGCCUCCCCCAACUUCCGGGUCUGCUCUGAUUGGAGGUAACCAGGAAAAUUCGCACCCGCAGCCACUGGGUGGGCCGGAGCCAGGGCCUUAUGCCCAGCCCAGUGUCAACACUCCGCUGCCUAACCUCCAGAAUGGGCCCAUUUUUGCCAGGGUUAUCCAGAAGCGAGUCCCCAAUGCCUACGACAAGACAGCCUUGGCUUUGGAGGUUGGUGACCUAGUGAAAGUAACAAAGAUUAACGUGAGUGGUCAGUGGGAAGGAGAGUGUAAUGGAAAAUACGGUCACUUUCCAUUUACACAUGUACGUCUGCUGGAUCAACAGAACCCUGAUGAGGACUUCAGCUGAGUGUGACUUGGACCAGUUCCCAAAAUGCGAACAAUCUUGCUCUGUUUCCCUCUUUCUCCAUCUGCCAUUUAUAUUGCCUUCCACAGGUUUUCGAGAUGUGUAGCAUACUAAAAGUAGCAAAUGCCCCAGAACCCCUUCAGUUGUGAUCAGGCAGUUCCUCUGAGAUUUGGCAGAGUCAGGGUACAAGCUUGCAUUGUGUUUUUUGAAAGUAGGCAAUAAUGAAACAUCACAGCACGGCAAUACCACAUGCAGAUGCAGUGAACUGCACGGUUGCUUAUAGCAAGGCAUUUUAUUUGAACAAGAGACAUUUUUUACAGGGCUUUUGUUCUUUCUCAUUUUGUAUAGUUUCCAGACCAGCAUAAGCCUCAAAAUCUGACAUUGGACAUCACCGUUUUCUAAAACUGACUUUUAAUGUUUCCUUUUGUAAACACUGUACACCAAUUUAUUUGGUUAAAUUAUGCAAAUUAUGUUCAAGUCAGCUGUAAAUGAAAAUCAAAGAGCUGCUUUGCUUUUUCCAGUAUUAUUUCU
Messenger RNA from Nanorana parkeri, 1609 nucleotides. It is a transcript of the gene CRK, whose product is annotated as CRK proto-oncogene, adaptor protein. Lineage: Eukaryota; Metazoa; Chordata; Amphibia; Anura; Dicroglossidae. The transcript has 5 exons. Gene Ontology annotation, molecular function: protein binding. The record is from RefSeq and is a predicted model, not a curated record. Bases 167 to 1081 code for a protein of 304 amino acids.